GAUUAAAGCAGCUGAGGUUGUCUCUUCCUUACUCAUUUGCAGUCAAAGCCUCUCCACCACUACAACCUCUGCUUCCAGAGUGGACACAGGGGAGGAGACCAGCAGACCAUUCCCGUGAGGUCCAUCCACAAGUGACCAUGUAUGAGGACUGUGUGAAGACCACUGAAGACUAUUACCUCUUCUGUGACAAUGAGGGGCCAUGGGGCAUUGUUAUGGAGUCCUUGGCAGCAAUUGGCAUAGUGGUUACAAUAUUGCUGCUCCUGGCAUUUCUCUUCCUCAUGCGAAAGGUGCAAGAUUGUAGCCAGUGGAAUGUCCUUCCCACCCAGUUCCUCUUCCUUCUGGGUGUGCUGGGGCUCUUUGGACUUGCUUUUGCCUUCAUCAUCCAACUCAACCAGCAAACAGCCCCUGUGCGCUACUUCCUCUUUGGGACGCUCUUUGCCGUUUGCUUCUCCUGCCUCUUGGCUCAUGCCUCCAACCUAGUGAAGCUGGUCCGGGGCAGAGUCCCCUUCUGCUGGACAACAAUUCUGUUCAUUGCUAUUGGUGUCAGCCUGUUGCAGACCAUCAUUGCCAUAGAGUAUGUGACCCUCAUCAUGACCAGAGGCAUGAUGUUCGUGCACAUGACACCCUAUCAGCUCAAUGUGGACUUUGUCUGUCUUCUGAUCUAUGUCCUCUUCCUGAUGGCCCUCACGUUCUUUGUCUCCAAAGCCACUUUCUGUGGCCCGUGUGAGAACUGGAAGCAACAUGGAAGGCUCAUCUUCGCCACUGUGCUUGUCUCCAUCAUAAUCUGGGUUGUGUGGAUCUCCAUGCUCAUGAGGGGCAACCCACAGCUCCAGCGACAACCCCACUGGGACGACGCAGUCAUCUGCAUUGGUCUGGUCACCAACGCGUGGGUUUUCCUGCUUCUGUACAUCAUUCCUGAGCUGUGCAUCCUCUACAGAUCCUGUAGGCAGGAGUGUCCUCCUCAAGGCAAUGCCUGCCAGGUCCCCGCCUACCAACGCAGCUUCCGGAUGGAGAACCAGGAGCUCUCCAGAGCCCGAGACAGUGAUGGAGCUCAGGAGGAUGUAGCACUAAAUGCACUUGGUACUCCCAUUCAGCUGCAGACUGUUGAUUCUACACAGGAGUAUCUCAUCCCACGAGCUACACUGAGCCCACAGCAAGAUGCAGGAUUAUAAAGCUACAGGAAACAUGAGUGGAGAGAACCCAGAAGACCAGCCGGGCUCAACACAGCCCUGAGAGGCCUGGGAGAGCUCACCAGCCAUGCUGUCGAUGAAGUACCCAUCCUAUCCCUUCCUCUGUUUCCUAAUCCUUUCCACCCUUCUGGACCCUGCCUCUGAAGACUCUUUGCCAUACACCAUUACAAUCUUGCUGUCGCC
Messenger RNA from Nannospalax galili (Upper Galilee mountains blind mole rat), 1373 nucleotides. It is a transcript of the gene Gprc5d, whose product is annotated as G protein-coupled receptor class C group 5 member D. Gene Ontology annotation, cellular component: intracellular membrane-bounded organelle; plasma membrane; signaling receptor complex. Gene Ontology annotation, biological process: G protein-coupled receptor signaling pathway. Bases 138 to 1172 code for a protein of 344 amino acids. The record is from RefSeq and is a predicted model, not a curated record. Gene Ontology annotation, molecular function: protein kinase activator activity; G protein-coupled receptor activity. Lineage: Eukaryota; Metazoa; Chordata; Mammalia; Rodentia; Spalacidae. The transcript is spliced from 4 exons.